This is a messenger RNA of Culex quinquefasciatus (southern house mosquito), 1041 nucleotides long. Its product is annotated as tigger transposable element-derived protein 2-like. Gene Ontology annotation, cellular component: nucleus. The transcript has 2 exons. NCBI's taxonomy places the organism in Eukaryota, Metazoa, Arthropoda, Insecta, Diptera, Culicidae. Bases 1 to 1041 code for a protein of 346 amino acids. The record is from RefSeq and is a predicted model, not a curated record. Gene Ontology annotation, molecular function: DNA binding.
AUGUUCCGAUCGUUGAAAGAGCAAGGAGUGUACGACGAGGAGCAAACUUUCACUGCAAGCAAUGGGUGGUAUGACAGGUUCCGGAAGCGCUACGGAUUGAAGAUGGCUGGGAUCAAGGGCGAGUGUGCAUCGUCAGAUACCGCUGCCUUCGAAAAGUUCAAGGCCCGCUUGAACAGAUUACUGUUCAAGGAGUGGUUCCACGGCCAGUUCGUUCCAUCGGUGAGGAAGUUUUCCGCGGAAAACGGCCGAGAACCGCGCGCUCUGCUCGUCCUCGAUAACUGUUCUGCACAUCACGACGGAGGAGAUGUUCUAGAAUGCGACGACGGGAAGAUCAAGGUGAUUUUCCUGUUGCCUAACGUAACAGCUCUCGGACAACCAAUGGAUCAGAGCGUAAUUAAUGCUGUGAAAAAGAGGUACAAGAAAAAGCUCAUGCUGCAUUUGUUGCUCGAUGACGAGGAAGCACUGUUCGAGGACAGGUUGAAGAAUGUUUCACUACGACAGACGAUUGAUUGUUUGGAUCAAGCUUGGACAGAAAUUUCAUCUAAGACGAUCGAGGGGUCAUGGCGUAAGUUGUUCGACGAGUUCCCAACGUUUGUCUUGGACGUGGAAGACAAUGCUUCUUUGGAUCAAGACGUCUUGGCCCUUGUCCAGGACACCGCUCGGUUCUUUCCGGACGACCAUACCAACGACGAGAUUAAGGAUUGGCUUAACGACAAAGUGUGCGAUAAAAAUGGCAACUUAAUCGUAGGCGAUUGCGACGUCUACAUGGACCAGGAGAUUAUCGACAGUGUUCUGGCCAGGGAUGAUAAGGAUUCAUUCGAUUUCGAUGAGGAUUGGCUGAUCGAAGAACCAGUUGAUGAAUCAAUCCUUGUUGAACGAUUCGACGAAGGGAGGGAAGAACAUCAGAAAUCAAUAGAAUGUGUUGGUUUUCUGAUCGCGCUCAUGGAUCGCAGGGAGGACGCGGCGGAAUCAAUUCGUCUUCGUAGUCUCCGGAGCAAAAUUGUUGAAACUGAGUGGCAGCGACGUCGCCGAGUGGAUUAG